GAUUUUACGUGAUGACGUUGUGGAGGCUCAGCUAUGAUGGCAGCCGUAGGUUGACAUCAAAACGAUACAGAAUAUUAAGUAUCUCAAAGUUAGCGGAAAAGCCCCGACACAAUAACACAGAACACAUUAACAUUUUUCAGAUAGCACACGCUUUAACACACACCUGCCCGGUUAGGGGAACGUGGCACUAUGCCCGCAGCCACUGUGGAUCACAGCCAAAGAAUAUGUGAGGUUUGGUCCAACAACCUGGAGGAGGAGCUGAAGAGGAUCCGACAGGUCAUCCGGAAAUACAACUAUAUCGCAAUGGACACGGAGUUUCCGGGCGUUGUCGCCAGACCGAUUGGGGAGUUCAGGAGCAACGCUGACUACCAGUACCAGUUGCUGCGCUGCAACGUGGAUCUGCUGAAGAUAAUACAGCUGGGUCUCACGUUCAUGAACGAGCAGGGAGAAUAUCCUCCAGGAACGUCAACGUGGCAGUUCAACUUUAAGUUCAACCUCACAGAAGAUAUGUAUGCACAGGACUCCAUUGAGCUUCUGACCACUUCAGGGAUUCAGUUCAAGAAGCACGAGGAGGAAGGCAUCGAGACGCUGUACUUCGCAGAGCUGCUGAUGACGUCCGGAGUGGUGCUGUGCGACGGCGUCAAGUGGCUGUCUUUUCACAGUGGCUAUGACUUUGGAUACCUGAUCAAGAUCCUGUCUAACGCCAACCUGCCUGAGGAGGAGGUGGACUUCUUCGAGAUUCUCCGCUUGUACUUCCCGGUCAUUUAUGAUGUCAAGUACCUCAUGAAGAGCUGCAAGAACCUGAAGGGCGGGCUGCAGGAAGUAGCUGAGCAGCUGGAGCUGGAGAGAAUCGGACCGCAGCACCAGGCCGGCUCGGACUCUCUACUCACCGGCAUGGCGUUCUUCAAAAUGAGAGAGAUGUUCUUCGAGGAUCACAUCGAUGAUGCGAAGUACUGCGGCCACCUGUACGGUCUGGGCUCGGGCUCCGCCUACGUGCAGAACGGAACGGGAAACGCCUACGAAGAGGAGGCCAACAAGCAGCAGUCGUGACAUCGCCGGAGUCUCCCACCGUCCCAAAGUCCGGCCCGGCUCCGAGGCGGCGAGCCGGUUCCACCACGAUAACGGAGGAACAAAAACACCGACGUACAUUCGCGUUAUUUAGCUGUCUUUUUUUUUGUUUGUUUUGUCGUCUUCUUCUUCCCCAUCGGCCGCGCCCGUCUCAGACGAGCGGAAAAGAAGCCUCGUCCGCACCGCGAGCCGCAUGCGCGCGAGUUUAGCCUUUUAUCCCUUGCGAGGCGGCGCCAAGAUGACGCUCGGCUCGGUUCGGUUCGGUUUGAACAUGCCUGAAAAGAUGGGAUUUUAGUUUUCCCUCAAGUGUUCUGCAGACAUGUUUUUUGCACUUUACAAAAGAAAAAAAAAGCAAGAAAAAAA
Messenger RNA from Poecilia latipinna (sailfin molly), 1431 nucleotides. RefSeq names its product CCR4-NOT transcription complex, subunit 7 (gene cnot7). Gene Ontology annotation, cellular component: CCR4-NOT complex. Lineage: Eukaryota; Metazoa; Chordata; Actinopteri; Cyprinodontiformes; Poeciliidae. Gene Ontology annotation, molecular function: nucleic acid binding; poly(A)-specific ribonuclease activity. The transcript is spliced from 7 exons. The record is from RefSeq and is a predicted model, not a curated record. Bases 190 to 1050 code for a protein of 286 amino acids.